AUGGCAUCCCUAUGCAUACAACUCAUCUUCUUCUUGUUUCUCUUCCCAAUAUCUGCUUUAUCUCAAAAAAAUGGUAUUGUGCCUUUGGGCAGUACUUUGACUGCAGGUGAAACAUCUGCUAGUCCUUGGCUUUCACCUUCUGGCGAUUUUGCAUUCGGGUUCCAGGAAGUACAGCAUAAGGAUCUGUUCUUGCUUUCCAUAUGGUUUCACAAGAUACCAGACAAGACUGUAGUUUGGUUUGUUAAUUCAACAAAUCCAGUGCCACGAGGAUCGACUGUAAAGCUUGAUCCUCAAACAGGGCUUGUGCACUGUGACCCUCGAGGCUUACAACUUUGGAGUGCUAAUGUUGAUUCUGCUCAAAUUGAUCAUGGUUUUAUGAAUGAUACCGGCAAUUUUGUCCUCAAGGGGAAUGAUGAUAGCUGGCUCUGGGAAAGCUUCAAACAUCCUGCUGAUACGAUACUCCCAAAUCAAGAAUUGAAAAUUGGUGAUUCUCUUUCUUCUCGAAAGUCAGCAACAAGCUUCUCUAGAGGAAGAUUUUAUCUCCGUUUUCGCGAUGACGGGAAUCUAGUGCUUGUUACGGAUGACGAUGCUGAGUACUACAAUAGUAAGACUUCUGAUUCUAGAGAUCCACUGUAUUCUGGUAGCCAAGUUACUUUUGAUGGCAGAGGUGCCAUGUACAUAAGGAAAAAGGACAAUCAAACAGAGCAGCUGAAUCUAGUUUCAAUACCACGGUUACCACCAGCAUCAGAAAACUAUCAUCGGGCAACAAUAGAUUUUGAUGGGGUCUUCACACAUUAUUAUCAUCCCAGGACUUCUACUGGAAAUCCGAACUGGAAGGUUCUUUGGUAUUUGCCGCCGAAUAUAUGUAUCAGCCUUCGAGCAAACAGGGGCAGUGGAGCUUGUGGAUUUAACAACAUUUGCAACCUCAAAAAUGGAAGACCAGUUUGUGAGUGUCCAAAAAGGUAUGUAUUGCUUGAUCCAGAUGACACGUACGGCAGCUGCAUACCAAACUCAACUCUUAGUUGUGCUGAAGUAGAUGGGCGCUCUGCAGAAAACCUUUAUGAUUUUGAGGUUGUCUCUGACAUAGAUUGGCCACUGUCUGAGUUUGCGAAAAUACAUCCUUCAAAUGAAAGAGUCUGUGUGCAAAAUUGCUUGCGUGAUUGUUUCUGCGCUGUUGCCAUUUACAAAGAAAACAAUUGCUGGAAGCAUGGGCCGCCACUAUAUAAUGGGAAGGCAGAUAAGACUAUUCACACCAAAGCUUUCAUCAAAUACCGCAAGAGUGAUGGAUCAAAGCCGAAGGACCGAGGCACCUUUAUACGUGUGGAACCUGUCCUUCUUGGCACCUCUUUCUUAGUAAACUUGAUAUUCAUUACGACUGCUUGUUUGGGCUUUUACCUCAUGUACCGGAAAAAGAGGGUAAUAUCAUUUGAAUACUGA
Messenger RNA from Coffea eugenioides, 1437 nucleotides. Its product is annotated as G-type lectin S-receptor-like serine/threonine-protein kinase RLK1. The transcript has a single exon. The record is from RefSeq and is a predicted model, not a curated record. NCBI's taxonomy places the organism in Eukaryota, Viridiplantae, Streptophyta, Magnoliopsida, Gentianales, Rubiaceae. The coding region runs from base 1 to 1437 and encodes 478 amino acids.